AUGAAGUUCUCAACGAUCUUAUCCUUGUUAUCCCUCGCGGCAGCUCCGAGUUAUUCAAUCCCGACCAGCGACGCCGCUAAUAGCGGCGAAGUAGUUCCCAUGCAUAUUACCCUACCGACUGCAGACGGGCCCCUAGAGCUAAUCGGAACCUACGAGGAACUAAUCCCACAAAUCCAAGAGGCCUACCCCGAUUGGGUUCCAUAUCCAGAAUCCACGAGAUUAACACCGACACCAACAUCAUCACCAAACCCAUCUCUCGUAGAGCGAUACUUCAAGAACAGACCAACAUGCUGGCUUGUCGCUGGAAAUUCAUGCUUAACUUGGGCGGUUACACAGGCGAGGAAUAAUCUCAAAAACCUUCCUGCCAGAACAAUGUGCGGCGGCCCACCAAACAAAUGCUCAAGAACAACGUGCGCCGACGGCGCAGCUCUCGAUCUCUGUAACGACCGAACCACCUCCCUAAGUAUACUUUGCAACAGAGUCGAAAAGGCCUCCGGCGAUAUCGCACACGACUGUCAAGACAACUUCGACGGCGAGACUUGGACAAAAGGACAAUGGUUCGACACCACAGGUUAUAACGUCGUUGUCAGGAGGUGCUACUAA
This is a messenger RNA of Orbilia oligospora ATCC 24927, 603 nucleotides long. RefSeq lists its product as uncharacterized. The record is from RefSeq and is a predicted model, not a curated record. Lineage: Eukaryota; Fungi; Ascomycota; Orbiliomycetes; Orbiliales; Orbiliaceae. The transcript has 5 exons. The coding region runs from base 1 to 603 and encodes 200 amino acids.